AUGUCAAUUACAUUCCAUCAAGUUUUGAGGGAUUUGACCUUGGCGGUUCCUGUAAUGAAUUCAUCAACCAGAAAGUCUAUAAAAUUACCAUACGAUAAUACUAAUGAAGAUUUCCCAAAAAGAAGAUUUCACCGUUUAUCGUAUAAGUAUCGAAUUGCUUACGAUUAUAACACUAAUGAAGAUUACAAGGUGGUAAGAAUUGGGGUUCUCUAUGGUAGAAGAAAAAUUGUCGAAUAUGAGUUUAAGGUUUAUAGUUUGAGACAAAAUUCGUGGCGUAGGCUAGAUAAGUUUGCUCACUAUCCGAAUUGGAAGAGCAUUAGAGAUUCCAUAGUUGGUGGAGCUCUACACUGGAUCUCCUCAAAGGAAGACUUGCUUGUUGUCUUUGAUCUUGGGACAGAGAUAUACAGAAUAAUUCCACAGCCGAAGUACCGCGGUUCUUAUGACUAUAUAUAUUUGGAUAAUUUAGAAGGAUGUCUUUCUUUAAGUUAUCAUUACGAAUUAUCAACUGUGGAUUUGUUUUUGCUGAAGAAAUAUGGCGGGAAGAAUGAACAUUGGUUGAGACCAACAAAUUUUUUUAAUAAGAUUUAUAGCCCUGUGAAACCUAUUUUUUAUUCAAAGAGUGAUAAACAAGUAGUGAUUGCCUUGGGUGGUUCGAGACUUAUUUUGUAUAAUUUAGAAGAGAAGUCAGUUGAGGAAGUUAUGACUCAUGGUGUGCUAGGAAGUGGAUUAAUCGACCUACACAUCUGA
Molecule: messenger RNA, 747 nt
Organism: Impatiens glandulifera
Lineage: Eukaryota; Viridiplantae; Streptophyta; Magnoliopsida; Ericales; Balsaminaceae
Product: F-box protein CPR1-like
Exons: 2
Coding region: 1-747 (248 amino acids)
Source: RefSeq, a predicted model, not a curated record